AUGGAUGCGGGCUUUGCUCGCUUUUUGCAAGAACAUUCUUCACCCACUCACCAGCGAGUCACAGCUGGAGGUCGUAUUGUCCCAAUGGUCCCUCAGUACCAAGUCACAGCUGGAGCUCAGAUCAUCCCACUGGUGACUCCAGCAAACCAUCCGAGGCCUGGCGAGAAGCAUGGCAAAGCCAAAAUUCCUGGAAAGGUUCCAGAGAUCAAGGUAACCGACUAUGGUGAGGCACACGAUGCACACGAUGCACUUGCAGAUGUAAUGGCAAACGCACCUGAUGCACCUAAAAAUGCACCUGUACCCGCUGGUCUAUUACCUGCAUUCAAACCUGCUUGUGCACCUGCUUGUGCACCUGCUCGUGCACCUGCCCCUGCUCCUGCACCCGCUGCAUCAUCUUGGAAUCCCGAGGCUCCUGCUUUUGUACCCCGUCGCCCUCGCAUCAACGCCGAGCGCGAUCAGAGAGCAAAGAACAAGGUUUGGGAGAACAUCCGUGCGGAGGCGGCCCAAGUACCUUGGUACUGGGUUGAUAUUUGGCCACCUUUUGCUCGGUCCAAUAUGCAGGAAGGCGACUUUGAAAACUUCUUGGUGGUCCAAAUGCAGCUCGCAAAGCAAUUCAUCGUAUGGCCUGUUCAAGCGUACGACCUACCGCAAGACUAUCUCUGGCAUGGGAAUCCAGCUCUGGGUUUCCGGCCAAACCAGCCCAUCCCCGUUGUCUUCUAUGGGGCUUGUCUUCGUCGUCCGGAAGAUAUUGGCCCCAAUGGCAUGUAUUGGGCUCUCCUCAGGAUGAUCUUCCGUGUGACCAACGAGGGUUAUCCUCAAGCCCAACACGACUAUUUCAUCAAUCUGGGCCAUCUGGUACGGCUUGUCAAGUGGCCGGAAGAUUCAUAUGAGAUUUUCAUCUUGCUUCACGCCACGGAAUGGCUCAGGUACCAUUGCCAAUUGUUCGACAAUCUGAUUGCGACGGUGGACUAUCGCCGGGCGUCUCUGCCAGGUCCCGAUCCCGGCCUCACAGCUGAGCGGGUGUUGUACGUGAACAAGAGGGCCUCUGUGACGGGAGCCAUCAAACAGCUUGAGGAGGCGUUGGAAAUCGUCCGCUUUUACAUGAACCGCCACCCGAUCUGGUGUAGCGUGAUUGGGGCGGCCUUGCUUUGUCGUAUGCGCGAGGAUGUUGGUCAUGUGCGUAGGGACGUUGGUCGUCUGCACGAGGCGGCACAUCACGUUCCUGCCCGUUACGACAAGAGUGACGUGCCAUCUGAGGUGGAUGACUGUCAGCAGGACGAAGAGGACGUGGCGUCUAGCGACGACGAAGCUCUGGGACAUGCGGAGCAUUUGGAGUUCGCAGACUCUAGCGACAUUUCGGCACUGGGAGAUGGCCCCGCCGGCACCAUCAGCCAGGCGGAAGACUCGGUGGUGAUCUGCACUGAACCUGGCCCCCUCAUCAACAGCGGGUCCUCUCAGUCUUCACUGACUGACAGCCAGCCUGCUCGGGGACCAGGUGAGGAUGGCCUGGAGGCCGGUGGUGGUGGCGAAUCCUCGUCGCAGCUGGUACUGGUCGAUACAAAGGGCAAGCAGCUUGUCGUCCCCGGAUACUUGAGGGAGUUGAUCGCUGAGCGCGAGGCUUUUUUCGCCCAGCAGAAGGCCGAGGGCUCGGAGGCAGUCUCAAACUGUCUCAACAAGUUGGUGCUCACCCCGACCAAGACCACGGCGGCCGUGAGCCGCAGCCAUGCCCAUGCCGACAAGGGCAAAUUGUCGGAUGUCGAGACGACGCUGGCCCGGAUGCGGGCUUGA
This is a messenger RNA of Penicillium cataractarum, 1788 nucleotides long. RefSeq lists its product as uncharacterized. The transcript is spliced from 3 exons. Lineage: Eukaryota; Fungi; Ascomycota; Eurotiomycetes; Eurotiales; Aspergillaceae. Bases 1 to 1788 code for a protein of 595 amino acids. The record is from RefSeq and is a predicted model, not a curated record.